UUUGUCAUAAUGGCUACGAUAAUGUGCUUAUCUGACGAGAUGAUAGCCAUCAUUCUUGGCUACAAUGAUAUCAGCAUUAAGGAUAUUAUUAACUUCAGAUGUGUGUGCAAGCAAUUUCGGUGGGCAGCCAAAUACGAUAAAUUUUGGGAAAAAAAGUUUUUUCAAAGGUGGCCUACUGCGAAAAAACUUUAUGACAAGCUGUCUAAAGUAAAUGAGCUGAAGGAGUCUCAAAAAAACGAACAAAAAGAUAAAAAACAAUUAAACUUUAUGGAUAUAGGCAUUAAUUGUAUAAGACAAUUCAAUUUCAUGUCUCAUAUAAUAAAUAGAAAUUAUGAUAAUAUGAGUAACUUCAUCAUGCCAGAUGAACAACUCUUUGAUUCAUUCUUUAAUAUAGUAAAGCGUCUAGCAGACAAACAUAUUGUACAACGACAUUUACGCAAACUAAUGUAUGAGCCUGAAAAUGGCAUAAACAUUUUAUUCCUUAUUGAUGAAAUUAAAUACUUGAUUACUCAAUCUUCACAAAGAGUUGAUUGCGAUAUGGUGGAAAGAUAUUGCAAUAUAAAACUGUUAACUUAUCUCAGGCGAUAUUUGAUAAGGAAGAAAUGGGACAGACUUUGCAAAGAAUCUCGCGAACAACAAACUCACAUACUUUAUGAACGGACGGCUACUACUGCGGCACAAUGGUUACAACCUCAAAAGAACAUAUCUUACUCGUCCAUAAAAACGUCACUCGAUAAUAUUGCAUUAGAGAUACUGAAUCGUCUUAGAGAAAAAAAUCCCGACCAUUCGAUAUUUUCGACGUCCGCUGAAAAAUUUUCCUAUUGGAAAAACAAUAAUAUCGAUGAUAAUCAUUGGAACGAAGCAGAAGGAACGCAGAUUAUGGAUACACUCAAAGAACAUAUAUUUAACAAAUCAAAUUUUCGACUACCAAAAUUGAGACAGCCAGAAGUGAAAUACGAAUGUAUAGAUAAUGUCUUAGAAAAUAAAAUUGGUGAAGAAAUAAUUUUACUUAUUAUAUAUCAUAGUGUGGCCAGGAGACUUGGUCUACGUUGCGAUAUUGGUACACAUCACCAAACAGUACACUUUAGACAUAAACCUAGAAUUUCUCGGCAACCUCUUUCAAUAUUUUGGCAACCAAGAUAUGCUACGAAUAGUUCAGAAACUGUAAGAUGUUUUAGCAUAAAAAGAAAAACUAACAAAUUAUCGGAUCCUUGUCUUCAGAAGAAAUAUUGCCUGGGUUUGGGCAGUGAAAAGCAAUUAUUAUCAGCUGAAUUGAUGCUAAAAAGUGUAAUGGGAUUAACACUACCUACAAAUCUCGAAACUAUAUACGAUACAGAGUUGAUCAGGUGUUUUUAUGAUAAAAGUUUUUAUGAUAAAAUCGAAUUAAGACCACAAGAAGUAAAAUUUGCCGUUGGAAUGAUUGUAAUACAUGGUAAUCAAUCUAUAAAUAGUUCUACCGGCGUGAUAAUCGGAUGGAACCAACUAAAUAUGCACGGAAGAACAUGCCAUUAUUACGAGAUGCUUUUCAGGAAGACGGUCUCUAAAAACUGCUCGCACUUUUCGUACAUUUCGCUGCCAAAGUCCUCCAGUAAUUACAGUGCUACAAAGAAACGUACAUAUUACGCAAUUUUAAACGACAAUAAUGAAAUAUGUUACGUAGAAGAAGGUGCUGUAACCUUAACAAUGCCGAAAUGGAUCAAUAAUGACGAAAUAGGUUAUUAUUUUUCUAAAUUCGAAAACACUCAUUACGUACCAAAUGAAAUGCUGGCAAAAGUUUACCCGCAGGAUGCCGCUAUAACUGCCAAAACAAUAUCUAAAUACUUGUUACGUCCAUACUUGUUCCGAGAAAGAAUGGAAAAGCACAAGAACUAUUCUAUUUCCCCGAAGUCAGACGCCUCGUGGCGUAAGAACGGGGUCAAACGAACUCGCAGAUCUGAAAAUUAGGUAAACGACCGUUCAAGUUGCUAUUAAUCUGUUUGUUUGGACGUUCGCUCGGUGGUCCUUUUUUGAUCAGAGAGUCUAUUAUAAUAGAUAAUCUCUUUUACGCCAUGGGACCAACUGUAAUCUUCGAACUAGAAAUGAAAGGAGAGUUAAUGAAUGUAUAAUUAAUUAAUUAUAUAAAUAUGAUUUUAUUUAUGAGUAAAUAAAUGAAAUUUGGAAUACAUGAUUUUGGUACGAGAAAAAUAAUAUUAAUCG
Messenger RNA from Formica exsecta, 2196 nucleotides. RefSeq lists its product as uncharacterized. The coding region runs from base 10 to 1944 and encodes 644 amino acids. The transcript has 8 exons. Lineage: Eukaryota; Metazoa; Arthropoda; Insecta; Hymenoptera; Formicidae. The record is from RefSeq and is a predicted model, not a curated record. Gene Ontology annotation, molecular function: DNA binding; protein binding.